GUUACCGGGGAGGAGCGCGGCUGAGGUGGGAGCGGGCGCCCCGCCUGCAGGGAUGGAGAAGAAGAAGAUUCGAAUGAAAUCCAAAGCUGCUGCUCCCAACCUGCUGCGUGCUCUGCACUCCCUGUACCAGUUCGGUCACCUCUGUGAUGUGAGGGUUCACACACAGCACCUGGGAAUUCAGGAGGAGUUCCUGGUGCACAAAGCUGUCCUGGCAGCUUCCAGCAACUAUUUCAAGGGGCUUUUCCUGCACGAUGAGAUGCUGGACACCACGAGCUGCACAGUGACUCUGCAGGACAUUUACACAGAGGAGUUCACCUCCUUCCUGGAGUUCAUUUACACUGCAGAAGUGGAGAUCGAGGCAGAAAAGCUGCAGCGGAUGAAAGAAAUAGCUGAAAGACUCGAAUGCAAGGAUUUGCUUGACAUCUGUGAGGAGGUGAAGGCAGAGGGCAGGAAGGGCUUGGAUCUGAGCCUUCACCUUACAGGUCAGCUGUGCACCGAGAGCGGGGGGCCACAGUGGUCGUGCAUGCAGCUGGAGGAGAACCACAAGCUGAGUAACUCAUCCCAAGUCAUGGCAAUGCCUGUGCAGAGGAAACUGUGGGAUAGGCAGAAGCAUAAAAAGCUGCUGGCUGGGUAUGAACUCAUUGAAGGGCAGCCAGUGAGCCUGGAGCAAGGGGACGUGGCUUUUCCAGACCCCAAACCCAGGGUGGCAAAGGUACCGAGGUGUAAGCAGGCGGGACCCAGAAGCAGAGUCAGUGUGGAUGUCAGUCUGCAAACCAAGAGCAGUGGUUCCCUGCUGAGCCAGGCCGAGUCACAGGAAGGCUGUGUCAUUAAGAACACUCUGUCUGAGCACUGGGAGGAGGAGAACACGUUGAUUUCCAAGCGUGCCACUAAACCAGGACGGAGGAAACCCCCUCGGCGUGUGAUGAAGGUGCUGCCACAGAUGGUGUGUGAGCAGCACAACGAGUCCCUCCGUGUCCCCGAGCAGCACCAGUCACACAUGGACCCCAAACCCAAGCCAAACCCGGCCAUCAAGUACAGCUGCAGCAGGUGUGAGCACCGGCAGCACCACCUCACUGUUCACGGCCACGAGCAGGGCUUCUCCUGCCUCUUCUGUGACAAGAGGUUUAAGCACCAGAAGGCCACAAGCGACCACAUGCAUAGGGUGCCCAGGCAACAGCAGCGUGCCCAGGCCUGCCCAUGCUGUGACAAUGUCGUCAGCUCCAAGUGUGCCCUGAGGGUCCACAUGCGAACACACACCGGGGAGAAGCCCUACAAGUGUGAGCGCUGCCCCACCAGCUUUGCUCACAGGUCUGCUUACAGUGCUCAUGUAAGGAAAACCCACGAGGCUGGGCAGCAGAGGCAGCUUCUGCCUGUCUAUUGGAUGGUGGUGCCACCUGAGCAUCAGCCAGACCCUGCGAGCUGUGACAGAGGUCCUGACACAGAGACGUGGGCUGGGGCAUCAGAGCAUGGAUGUGUGAGGCAUGAAGAGCCCACAGGUUGUGAGGAAGAACCUGGGGGUUCAUCUGCUGCUGGAGCAGACUGGAGCAGUGAGCAAGAGCAGGAGCAGAAGUGUGAGGAAGGUGAAGCAAGGUGUGAAGAUGUGGGUGAAGAUGAAGGUGAAAUGAGUGUGAAGGGCGAGGAGGUGGCAAAUGGUGAUGUGGGGGACUCAGAAGCUGAUGAUAGCAGAGACAACGAGGUCUGUACUGAGGAGGACGAUGAGGAGGAUGAAUACCCUAAUGAGAAGGAUGGUGAGGAACAGGAAUCAGAGGAAGAGUUUAAGGUAAAGAAGGUAAAUAAAAGCAGGAUGCAGAAGAAAUCUGCCUAUGUGAUCCGGUGUGAGAAGUGCAAGGAGCAGUUUGUAUCCCGGAAGAAGUACGUGGAUCACUGCAGAGAUGUCCACCAGUGCCUGCCAGGUAAGGUGUACCAGUGUGACAUCUGCAGCAAGUCCUUUGCCAGUUACAACAGCUGGAAGGAGCACCGGGCCUGUGUCCACACUGAGGAGAGGCAGUUUGCCUGCAGCCUCUGCAACGCCACUUUCAAAAGGAAGAGGGAUGUGAGGACACAUUCCAUGCGGAAGCACGAAGGCAGAGUCAAGCGCCCGCUCUGCUCCGUCUGUGGGAAGAUCCUGAGCUCCAGGACAGCCCUUGUGUUCCACAUGCGGACACACACGGGAGAGAAACCUUAUGAGUGUGGCAUUUGUCACUCCAGGUUCACUCAGCCGUCCCAGCUGAAGAUCCACACCAGGUCCCAUACAGGGGAAAAGCCAUAUAUCUGUGAGGACUGUGGGGCUAGCUUUGCUGACAAAGGGAAACUCACUGGCCACAAAAGGACCCACACAGGAGAGCGCCUCUUCAGAUGUGAUGUGUGUGGAAAACAUUUUGCCACCAACGAAUACCUGAAGUGCCAUAAAAGAUGCCACCUGGGAGCCAAACCCUACAAGUGUGGGGUGUGUGGGAAGACAUUUGGCUUGAGGGCCUCCCUGGCCCAGCACAGUAACGUCCAUGCAGAGACGCGCCCCUACUUCUGCGAGCAGUGCGGGAAGGCAUUCACCCAGCAGGGCGCGCUGCGCCGGCACCAGCGCAUCCACACCGGCGAGAAGCCCUACAAGUGCCGAGCCUGCGAGAGGACCUUCACCGACAUGUCCACCCUGCGCAGACACGUCUCGGUUCAUGACCGCAACGCUCACUGGAGAAGCUUCUUGAUAGACCUUACAACCAAAAAAGACCACAAUUGGUCCAAAAUAGAACCGUUCUCGGGGGCCUCUGUGGGUGAGGCCUGUGCUCCGGAGGUCUGGUCAGUUGACCAAGGUAAACUUUAUAAACCAGACAGCGCUGCUGUUGGGAAGUGGGACCCGAGGCCACCGAGUGUUGGUGACACAGAGGACACCGCUCCCACCCGUCCCUAUUUAUAA
Molecule: messenger RNA, 2911 nt
Organism: Melopsittacus undulatus (budgerigar)
Lineage: Eukaryota; Metazoa; Chordata; Aves; Psittaciformes; Psittaculidae
Product: GDNF-inducible zinc finger protein 1-like
Exons: 7
Coding region: 53-2911 (952 amino acids)
Molecular function (GO): protein binding
Source: RefSeq, a predicted model, not a curated record